GCAGCCGCCGCCGCCUUCCUCGGCGGCGGCGCUGCCGCGCGGGGGGCGCCGCUGCGGUGCGUGGCGCUGCCAGGACCGGGGCCAGCGGCGCCACCACACUGGAUGCCGAUCUCGCGGCCCUGCCGCGCCGCUGCGACGGCCUUCCCCCCGCGGGCGCGGGGCGCGCCGCGGGAGCCUGGCGCAGACGCCCUCCUCGGGGGGCCCCGGGGGCGGCCGCGGGGAGGGGGCUGGCGCCGGGCGGCCCGCCUCGCGGCGCCGCGGCGACGGCCUUCGGGCUGCGCGCCUUGGACGAGCUGAAGGAGCUCGGCGCAGACAUCACCCAGGCCGUUUCCGAGGCGGAGGGCAUGGACGAAGAGGCCUCGUGGGUGCAGGCGAGGCCC
Molecule: messenger RNA, 380 nt
Organism: Prorocentrum cordatum
Lineage: Eukaryota; Dinophyceae; Prorocentrales; Prorocentraceae
Source: the annotation of a GenBank genome assembly